UAAUUGUCUUGGCAACUUAUAAACAAAUAGAAGAAAAGGAUGGAAAAGGAUACAACCAUAAUGAGUAAUUCUCAGGUAAAGGAGGGAGUAAAGUCAGUCCAGAAUGGCAAGUCACAGGAAGAAGACAUGAAACACUGUGGCCAUGGCAGCACUGCUCAGCCAGAGAAGAACCAAAUCAAUGCAACAAAAAAAGUUGUUCCUGAUCAUUCAGCCCAUCCAGUAGAAUUAAAUGUGGAAAAAGAAAAAGAUUCUAACUUCUCAGCUGCACCAGUUGUGACUGAUAUGAAAACAGAGACGGAUAACUCAAAUGCACCUGUUGUAUCAAGAAAAUCAAGGCAAAAGAAGGAUGCCAGUGGAGCAGGGAAAGAUGCCAAGGAAUCAACAGCCAGUGAAGUUGGGAAAGCAGACAAAAAACAAACUAAAUCAGAACCAAGAACAGAGGCACCUCUUACAGAAGAACAAAAUACUAAUGCUACUGUUACAUUGACAGCUGGAAAAAAGAGAAGGCAGACGGUGGUUAAAAUGGAAGCUAAGCCAGAAAGUCCUGAUGAAGAUGUCACUGGUUCAGAAGUUCCAGCUACAAAGAAAAGAGUGGGAAGACAGGCACAGGAAAAGUCAGUACCUAGUGACAGCAAGGUCCAGCACUGCAAUAAUGACGAAAAUACUGAGGCUAUUGAAGUAGGGACAAAGAAAAAAGGACUUGGGAAGAAGGUUGUUAAAGAGGAAUCUAGCUCACAAAGUAGUGAAGUGAAUCCUGAAUCAGCAGUUCUGAAUGGCAAGAGACAGAGAUCAAGACAAAAUAAGGUGGAAGAUGAAUCCAGUCCCAAGAAGCCUAAGCAAGGAAGCAAAGAUACCCAGAAUAUAGCUGAAUCUAGUCCCAAAAAGGCUAAACAAGAAAACAUCGAUUCUCAUAAUAUAGCUGAACCCGAUAAAAGAAGAGGCAGGGGUAAUAAAACAGAGACUCACAAUGGCACAGGGGUGGAUGAUCCAGCUGAACCAGACAAAAAGAGAGGAAGGGGUAAUAAAACAGAGACUCACAAAGGCACAGGGGUGGAUAAUCCAGUUGAACCCGACAAGAGGAGAGGGAGGGGUAAUAAAACAGGGACUCAUAAAGACACUCAACUUGAUGACCCUACUGAACUGGACAAGAAAAAAGGGAGGGGAAAUAAAACAGAGACUCGCAAAGACACUGGGGUGGAUGAUCCUGCUGUACUGGACAAAAAGAGAGGAAGAGGUAAUAAAACAGAAACAAACAAAGGCACAGGGAUGGAUGAUCCUGCUGAACCAGACAAGAAGAAAGGGAAGGGUAAUAAAACAGAGAGUCACAAAGGCACAGGGGUGGAUGAUACAGCUGAACCAGACAAGAAGAAAGGGAGGGGUAAUAAAACAGAGACUCACAAAGGCACUGAGCUGGAUGAUCCUGCUGAACCAGACAAGAAGAAAGGGAAAGGUAAUAAAACAGAGACUCACAAAGGCACAGGGGUGGAUGAUACAGCUGAACCAUACAAGAAGAAAGGGAGGGGUAAUAAAACAGAGACUCACAAAGGCACUGAGCUGGAUGAUCCUGCUGAACUGGACAAGAAGAAAGGGAGGGGUAAUAAAACAGAGACUCACAAAGGCACAGGGGUGGAUGAUUCAGCUGAACCCGACAAGAAAAGAGGGAGGGGUAAUAAAACAGAGACUCACAAAGGCACAGGGGUGGAUGAUCCAACUGAACCGGACAAAAAGAGAGGAAGGGGUAAUAAAACAGAGACUCACAAAGGCACAGGGGUGGAUGAUCCUGCCAAAGCAGACAAGAAGAAAGGGAGGGGUAAUAAAACAGAGACUCAAAAAGGCACAGGGGUGGAUGAUCCAGCUGAACCAGACAAGAAAAGAGGGAGGGGUAAUAAAACAGAGACUCACAAAGGCAUAGGGGUGGAUGAUCCAGCUGAACCGGACAAAAAGAGAGGGAGGGGUAAUAAAACAGAGACUCAUAAAGGCACAGGGGUGGAUGAUCCUGCUCCUAAAGUUCAAAUGGGUAAAAAACAGAAACAAGAUGCAGAGGAACAUAGAAUUUCAAAAUGGGAAAAAAAUGUUGCAAAGUACAAGUGGGCAAAUAGUGCUGAGGACAAGUAUGUAGGAGCCCAUGUAUCCAUUUCAGGAGGGCUAUAUAAAGCUGUUCUGGAAGCAGAAGAGUUAGGGGCUAGAGCAUUUGGGUUAUUUUUGAGGUCCCAGAGACAGUGGGCGAGUAAACCUCUCGAAGACAAAGAUGCACAGAGGUUCAAAGAUACUUGUAAACAAUAUGGCUAUCCCCCUCAUGUGAUUGUCCCACACGGCUCGUACCUGAUGAACUGUGGCUCACCUGACGACGUCAGUCUCCAGAAAAGUCGGGACCUCCUACUGGAAGAGCUCCAGCGAUGUGAGAAACUAGGCCUCACCAGGUUCAAUUUCCACCCAGGUUCUACAUGUGGAAAAAUUUCUGUAGAGGAAUGUUUGGACAGGAUUGGAGAAAGUAUCAACCAGGCACUGGCAAAAACACGAGGUGUCACAGCAGUGAUUGAGAACAUGUGCCGCCAAGGAAGCACUGUGGGAGGCACAUUUGAGGAGCUGAAGGGAAUUAUCAGCCGAGUCCACGACAAAAGCAGGAUUGGCAUUUGUUUGGAUACAUGUCAUAUGUUUGCUGCAGGUUAUGAUAUUUCAACAGAAAAGGGUUACCAGAACAUGAUGGAUGAAUUUAAUCAUGUUGUUGGCCAGAAGUAUCUGAAAGCAUUACACCUGAAUGACAGCAAAGCUGAAGUUGGGAGUCACCUGGAUAGGCAUGAGAACAUAGGGAAAGGUAGGAUUGGUAAAGCUGGAUUCCAGCGGAUAAUGAAUGACCCUCGACUUAACAACAUUCCCAUGAUUCUAGAGACGCCCUGUCCUGAGGAUGACACUUACGAGAAAGAAGUCCGAAUUCUCUACUCUAUGUGUAAGUGAGGGCCAAAAUAAAGGUCCAGGGCUUUGACUGAGAUGGUGUAAAUAUACAUGUUCUUGAUUGUGAACCUGGUUUUGCUAGUCAGUUAUUAUGAGAAUGUACAAAAUAAAAAGUAGCAGUGUCAA
Messenger RNA from Saccostrea echinata, 3078 nucleotides. RefSeq lists its product as uncharacterized. Lineage: Eukaryota; Metazoa; Mollusca; Bivalvia; Ostreida; Ostreidae. Bases 40 to 2955 code for a protein of 971 amino acids. Gene Ontology annotation, cellular component: mitochondrion; nucleus. The record is from RefSeq and is a predicted model, not a curated record. Gene Ontology annotation, molecular function: DNA-(apurinic or apyrimidinic site) endonuclease activity; phosphoric diester hydrolase activity; DNA binding. Gene Ontology annotation, biological process: base-excision repair. The transcript is spliced from 7 exons.